Messenger RNA from Olea europaea var. sylvestris, 738 nucleotides. RefSeq names its product receptor like protein 42-like. The transcript has a single exon. The coding region runs from base 1 to 738 and encodes 245 amino acids. Lineage: Eukaryota; Viridiplantae; Streptophyta; Magnoliopsida; Lamiales; Oleaceae. Gene Ontology annotation, molecular function: protein binding. The record is from RefSeq and is a predicted model, not a curated record.
AUGGAUUCUGAGUUUGAUACGGCAUUUCGUCUUCGAUACUAUGGAGGCUUCGAGAGUGCAUUUGUAACAUGGAAAGGAAAGGAGGCCAAAUACAUAAAUACUCUUAAUUUGGUGAAACUCAUUGAUCUUUCAAGCAAUAAUUUAGUAGGUGAUGUUCCUGCAAAAAUUACCAGUCUUGUAAUGCUAGUUGGAUUGAACAUUUCAAGAAACAACCUAUCUGGAUUCCUUCCUCCAAAUUUUGAACUAUUAAGGUCUUUGGAUUUUCUUGAUUUUUUGAGAAACCAGUUCUCUGGUGGUAUUCCUACUGGUGUUUCUCAACUGGAUCAACUUGGAGUGUUAGAUUUGUCAUACAAUAACUUGUCGGGCAAAAUUCCACAAAGCAUUCAUUUACAAACUUUCAAUGCUUCUACAUUUGAGGAAAACCCUGGACUUUGUGGCCUUCCACUUACAAAUGCUUGUCUAGAAGACGAAAUUGUUCAAGUCCCAAAGAUCGGUUUUAAUGUUGAUGGGUUGAAAAACCAAGAGGAGGAUAAGCUUAUCAAUGAUGGAUUUUACAUUAGUGUGGUAGUUGGGUCCGUUUUUGGAUUUUGCAGUGUAUGCGGAACUUUCGUUCUCAAUCACUCGUGGAGGAUUGCAUUUUUCAAGUUCUGGAAAAUCAUAAUGGAUUGGUUGUAUGUAAAGAUAGCUAUCAGCAAAAUCUGUCUAAGAGAAGCAUAUCACAAAUUUGUAAAAUUUUAG